AGCUGGUUCACACAGACACACAAAGUGCAGCCGUGACACUCGGGCCUCCAGUGUUACGGAGCGGUGAGAGCAGCGCGCGGCACCUGUCCGCCCAGAGCCGGGGCGCGGGCGCCGGCAAGCAGGGACCGGCGCAGCGCGCGUCAGUGCAGCUCAGCCCGCCCGCCUGGACGCGGGCAUGAUGUGGGCCGGGUACACUUGAGCCGGACGCGUCUCCGAUGUUGGAUAUUUGCUUGGAAAAGCGUGUGGGGACGACCUUGGCUGCCCCCAAGUGCAGCUCCAGCACUGUGAAGUCUCAAGGGUUGGCAGAGGGCACCGAGGGGACCAUGAAAAUGGACAUGGAAGACGCGGACAUGAGCCUGUGGACAGAGGCAGAGUUUGAGGAGAAGUGUACCUACAUUGUGAAUGAUCACCCCUGGGAGUCGGGUCCCGAUGGAGGGACCCCAGUACAGGCUGAGGCAUCCUUGCCCAGGAAUCUGCUGUUCAAAUACGCCACCAACAGCAAAGAGGUGACUGGAGUGGUGAGUAAGGAAUACAUCCCAAAGGGCACACGGUUUGGACCCUUAAUAGGAGAAAUCUACACCAACGAUACAGUUCCCAAGAAUGCCAACAGGAAAUAUUUUUGGCGGAUCUACUCCAGAGGGGAGCUUCACCAUUUCAUUGAUGGCUUUAACGAGGAGAAGAGCAACUGGAUGCGAUACGUGAAUCCAGCACAUUCUGCCCGGGAGCAAAACCUGGCUGCGUGUCAGAACGGGAUGAAUGUCUACUUCUACACCAUCAAGCCUAUCCCUGCCAACCAGGAACUUCUUGUGUGGUAUUGCCGGGACUUUGCAGGAAGGCUUCACUACCCUUAUCCUGGAGAGCUGACAAUGAUGAAUCUCACACAAACACAGAGCAGCCCAAAGCCACUGGGUACUGAGAAGGGUGAACUAUGCCCCAAGAGCGCCCCAAAGAGAGAGCACAGCGUGAAAGAAAUUCUUAAGUUGGACUCGAACCCUUCCAAAGGCAAGGACUUGUACCGUUCCAACAUUUCACCCCUGGCUUUCGAGAAGGACGUGGAUGACUUCAGGAAAAACGGGAGCCCUGAAAUGCCCUUCUACCCCCGGGUGGUCUACCCGAUCCGGGCCCCUCUCCCCGAAGACUUCCUGAAAGCUUAUGGCAUGGAGAGACCCACCUACAUCACCCAAUCCCCAAUCCCGUCCUCCACCACGCCGAGCCCCUCGGCAGGGAGCAGCCCUAACCCUAGCCUCAAAAGCUCCAGCCCCCAUAGCAGCCCAGGCAACACCGUGUCCCCGCUGGCCCCUGGCUCUGACUCCUACACUUACUUGAACACACCCUACGGUGCCGCCGGGGAAGGCCUGGGCUCCUAUCCGGGCUACGCGGCUGCAUCCCACCUUCCACCGGCUUUCAUCCCCUCUUACAAUGCCCACUACCCCAAGUUCCUGCUACCCACCUACGGCAUGAAUUGCAACGGCCUAGGCGCCAUGGGCAACAUCAAUGGCAUCAACAACUUCGGCCUCUUCCCGAGGCUGUACCCGGUCUACGGCAACCUCCUUGGCGGGGGGAACCUGUCGCAUCCCAUGCUCACCCCAGCUUCUCUCCCGAGUUCCCUGCCCCCCGAAGGAGCCCGGAGAUUGCUGCAGCCUGAGCAUCCACGGGACGUGCUCGUGCCAGCUCCCCACAGUGCCUUCUCCCUGACCGGGGCAGCCGCCAGCCUCAAGGACAAGACGUGCAGCCCCACCAGCGGGUCUCCCACUGCGGGCACAGCCGCCUCGUCGGAACACGUGGUUCAACCCAAAGCUACCUCAGCAGUCAUGGCGGCCCCGGGUGCUGGCAGCAGCAGCAGUGGCAGCGUCGCCAGCGGUGGCGACGAGGCCAUGAAUCUCAUCAAGAACAAGAGGAACAUGACCGGCUACAAGACGCUGCCCUACCCGCUGAAGAAACAGAACGGCAAGAUCAAGUACGAGUGCAAUGUGUGCGCCAAGACGUUCGGGCAGCUGUCAAAUCUGAAGGUCCAUCUGCGAGUGCACAGCGGAGAGCGGCCUUUCAAAUGCCAGACGUGCAACAAGGGCUUCACCCAGCUUGCCCACCUGCAGAAACACUACCUGGUACACACGGGAGAGAAGCCACACGAAUGCCAGGUCUGUCACAAGCGAUUCAGCAGCACCAGCAAUCUCAAGACACACCUGCGCCUGCACUCAGGAGAGAAACCCUACCAGUGCAAGGUGUGCCCUGCCAAGUUCACGCAGUUUGUGCACCUGAAACUGCACAAGCGCCUCCACACCCGGGAGCGGCCCCACAAGUGUGCCCAGUGCCAGAAGAGCUAUAUCCAUCUGUGCAGCCUCAGGGUCCACCUCAAGGGCAACUGCCUCAUGGCCCCGGCCAGUGGGCUGCCCCUGGAUGACCUGACUCGCAUCAACGAAGAGAUUGAGAAGUUUGACAUCAGUGACAACGCGGACCGGCUCGAGGACAUGGAGGACAACAUUGAUGUGACCUCUGUGGUGGAGAAAGAAAUUCUGGCCAUGGUCAGAAAAGAGAAAGAAGAAACUGACCUGAAAGUGUCUUUGCAAAGAAAUGCGGGGAGCGGACUCCUGUCCUCAGGGUGUGGCCUUUAUGAGUCAUCAGAGCUGUCCCUCCUCAAGUUGCCUCACAGCAACCCACUACCUCUGGUACCGGUAAAGGUCAAACAGGAAACGGUCGAACCAAUGGAUCCUUAAGGUGGUCAGCAAGCGUGUGUGGUUCUCCAGUUACGACUGGUGGCAAGCGCAGUUGCCUGCAGCAUAUGACCUGUCCAUGAUUCCAGUUCUGCAGAGCGCACCCGACAGCAGGUGGCUCCCCUCCCCCUCUGCAAUCUCAGGGCGUACAAAGAGGUAGACUAUAUAUAUAUAUAUAUAUAUAUAUAUAUGCAUAUUAUAUAUACUUAUUUACACCCACGUCUAUAUAUUUGAACCUGUGUAUUUUGACUAUUUGUGUGGAUAUGUUUUUGCAUAGCCUUCCUAUUACUAAGACUAUUGCCUAGCCAUAAUUAUUUUUUCAAUGAUAAUCCUUCAUAAUUUAUUAUACAAUUUAUCAUUCAAAAAGCAAUAAUUAAAAAACGUUUACAAUGACUGGAAAGAUUUCUUGUAAUUUGAGUAUAAAUGUUGUAUUUUUUUGUUGCUGUUGCCUUGUGGCUAUUCUUUGUAGAUAAUUUCUGCACAGCUGUUCUAAGUACCUAAGAUGACUCAACAAAUACGUGACUCUCAAAUACGUCAACCUCUCUGGAUAAUAAUGAUUUGAAAUGAGGUUUUUAGGUCCUGAUGUUGCCAAAGUCAGAAAGUUGAUGUGUUCACGGAUAGGACUGUACUGUUUGAACACCCAUGUAGCAUGCGGUGGGUGGGGUGUGUAUAUGUGCAGAAUUACCCAAUGAGUAGAAGUCGGAAAGGGAAUCUUGGGAUAUUUCUGUUGAUAGUUCAUGCAUACUUUGGUCCCUAGCCACAAUUUGAUCGAGAAGGUGACAAGAAGGCUGUUCCAGCCUGUUCCUCCCCACUCCUCAAAUCCAUGUGACUCUUGCAUCCUGAUGUUACUGAAAAUGUGAAGACAAAAAAAAAAAAAUCCACCAAGUGUAAAUCCACCGUGGAAUUUCCCGCAAAGCACAGGUGGCUUUGUGUGUGUGUAUGAGGUGGGAGGGAAAGGGUUUGUUGUUGAGUUUUGUUUUAUUUUGAAGUCAAAAGUGCACAAACAUGGUCCUGUCUACCAGGAAGGAUUUGACGUAGAUGGGCUCAAGGCCACACUUGAAGGGCAAACACACAGAAAGAUGAAAACGGGUAUUCUGGUCUUAGGGUAAAGCUGGUCAUAAACAUUCCUAGCCUGAACACAUCGGUUGUGCUUCUCUAUAAAACUGUGGUUCUCCUCAGUAUUUGUGCUUUUGCAUUUUAUGGUUAAUUUAAUUGAAGAUGAAAGGGCAUUGCUAAGUUGUUCAACAACAAUUACCUCAUCGAGUGUGUCCAGUCGUGCAGGAAAUGAUGUCUUCUAUGACUUGCUACUCUCUGGGAAGAACCGAGCCUGUGUGCUCGGCAGAGAUGGACUGACUGCGUGUCAUUCCGCCUUUCACUCCGCCAAGGCCAAAGACUCACUCCAUGUUGGCAUUCGAGGUGUAGCAAAGGAUGAUGUGUAUUUAUGAAUCUAUUUAUACAACUAUACCAUGUGUAUAUAUAAUAUAUUUAUAACCACUUAAAUUGUGAGCCAAGGCAUGUAAAAGGCCCUGCUUUUCCUAAGGGCAAAAAAUAAGAAAAAAAAAAAAAAAGAAAACUGCUUUCUGAAACUAUGCUUUAAGUC
Molecule: messenger RNA, 4311 nt
Organism: Ochotona curzoniae (black-lipped pika)
Lineage: Eukaryota; Metazoa; Chordata; Mammalia; Lagomorpha; Ochotonidae
Gene: PRDM1
Product: PR/SET domain 1
Exons: 7
Coding region: 216-2714 (832 amino acids)
Biological process (GO): cell fate commitment; regulation of transcription by RNA polymerase II
Cellular component (GO): cytoplasm; nucleus
Molecular function (GO): histone deacetylase binding; DNA-binding transcription repressor activity, RNA polymerase II-specific; RNA polymerase II cis-regulatory region sequence-specific DNA binding
Source: RefSeq, a predicted model, not a curated record